This is a messenger RNA of Piliocolobus tephrosceles (Ugandan red Colobus), 948 nucleotides long. It is a transcript of the gene OR6A2, whose product is annotated as olfactory receptor family 6 subfamily A member 2. Gene Ontology annotation, cellular component: membrane. Gene Ontology annotation, biological process: G protein-coupled receptor signaling pathway. The record is from RefSeq and is a predicted model, not a curated record. Gene Ontology annotation, molecular function: olfactory receptor activity; G protein-coupled receptor activity. NCBI's taxonomy places the organism in Eukaryota, Metazoa, Chordata, Mammalia, Primates, Cercopithecidae.
AUGCUGCGGCUAAACAUCACUCUGGUCACUGAGUUCAUCCUGGUGGGCUUUCCCGCUGCCCCAUGGCUGCGGGUCCUGCUCUUCUUCCUCUUCCUUGUGGUCUACCUGUUAGUGGUAGUAGAGAAUCUUGUCAUCAUGCUCACUGUUUGGGUCACUAGCUCCCUCCAUAAGCCAAUAUACUAUUUCUUGAGUAGCAUGUCCUUUCUGGAGGUCUGGUAUGUCUCUGUCACAGUCCCCAAGAUGCUGGACGGAUUCCUCCUGCAGAGACGGUGCAUCUCCUUCACAGCUUGCAUGACCCAGCUCUACUUCUUUAUCUCACUUGCCUGCACAGAGCGUGUGCUCCUGGCAGCCAUGGCCUAUGACUGCUACGUGGCCACUUGCCACCCUCUUCGAUACUCAGUCAUCAUGACCACAGGUUAUUGUAGGCAGCUGGUGGCUUUCUCUUACAUGAGUGGUUUCAUGGUCUCUGUCAUCAAGGUCUACUUCAUUUGACAUGUUGCUUUCUGCUUUCUGUGGCUCCAAUGUUAUGAACCACUUUUCUGUGAUAUCUCACCAAUCCUCAAACUGGCAUGUAAAGACAUGUCCACAGCUGAACUAGUGGACUUUGCUUUGGCUAUUGCCAUUCUUGUGUUCCCUCUCAUUAUCACUGUCCUCUCCUAUAUCUACAUUGUUUCCACCAUUCUGCAUAUAUCCUCCAUCCAGGGAAGGAAGAAGGCCUUCUCCACUUGCGCAUCUCACCUCACUGUAGUCAUAAUUUAUUACACCAUGAUUUUCAUAUAUGUUCAGCCCAGAGCUAUUGUGUCGUUUAAUUCCAACAAACUAGUCUCAGCUGUGUAUGCAAGCCUCACACCCGUGCUAAAUCCAUUCAUCUACUGCCUAAGGAACCAGGAAGUCAAGAAUGCUAUCAAAAAGACCUUGAGGGGUGGCUAAUGUCUCCUGCUCUGUUGA